Daktulosphaira vitifoliae (grape phylloxera) is the source of this 1799-nucleotide messenger RNA. RefSeq names its product phosphatidylinositol 3,4,5-trisphosphate 3-phosphatase and dual-specificity protein phosphatase PTEN (gene Pten). Gene Ontology annotation, biological process: regulation of phosphatidylinositol 3-kinase/protein kinase B signal transduction; protein dephosphorylation; phosphatidylinositol dephosphorylation. The transcript is spliced from 10 exons. The coding region runs from base 275 to 1609 and encodes 444 amino acids. Gene Ontology annotation, cellular component: plasma membrane; cell projection; cytosol. NCBI's taxonomy places the organism in Eukaryota, Metazoa, Arthropoda, Insecta, Hemiptera, Phylloxeridae. Gene Ontology annotation, molecular function: protein tyrosine phosphatase activity; phosphatidylinositol-3,4,5-trisphosphate 3-phosphatase activity. The record is from RefSeq and is a predicted model, not a curated record.
CCAGUUCUUUGUUUCUUUUUUUUGAUGGAAAAAAUGUUAUAAGUUUUUAUUUUUUAUUUCGUUUCUUUUUCCCCUCUUCUGUCGCGUUGCCCCUUUUCAUCUCUGGAGUUUCCAGUUAUAAAUUAUCAUCAUUAAUCAAUCACAUCAUAUAUACAUUAUGAUCAGCUUAUCGAUAACUUAUGUAAUUUAUUGUUGAUAGAAGCUGUAGUUUUAUUCUGGACUUGACACUGAGUCCAGUAUACGAUGCACAUAACUAAUCGUGAAAAACAGGGCCAUGGACGAACAAUCAACGGAUCUGGUGCAUAGCUCAGUGAUCCGUAAUAGAAUGGCCAUCCCUAAUAUAAAAAUGACUAAUCCAAUUAAAAAGCUGGUCAGCAAACAGAGAAAAAGAUAUACAGAAGAUGGUUUUAAUCUUGAUUUAACUUACAUUUUAGAAAAUGUGAUAGCUAUGGGAUUUCCAGCUGAAAAUUUAGAAGGUGUAGUUUAUCGGAACCAUAUAGAUGAUGUUAGUAGACUCCUUGAUCAGAAACAUCCCCAUCACUACAAAAUAUACAACUUGUGUUCUGAACGAUCAUAUGAUCCACGAAAAUUUCAUCAUCGUGUGGUUACAUAUCCAUUUCAAGAUCAUAAUCCUCCAAGUAUUGAAGUGAUAAGACCGUUUUGUGAAGAUGUACAUCAAUGGCUUUUAAAUGAUAGUAGAAAUGUUGCUGCUGUUCAUUGUAAAGCAGGAAAGGGGCGAACUGGUGUAAUGAUAUGUUGUUAUCUGAUUCAUAGUAGACGUUUUAUAACUGCUAAAGAUGCACUUAAUUAUUAUGGUCAAAAAAGAACAUUUGAUGAAAAAGGUGUGACCAUUCCUAGCCAAAGGCGUUAUGUCAACUAUUAUUCCAUGUUGGUCCAAGAGAAUUUGAAUUAUAAGCCUGUUGUCUUAAGUAUUAAAGAAAUAAAAUUAAAUCCAGUGCCCACAAUGUUCAACUCUGGUCAAACAUGUAUUCGCAUAGUUAUAUCAGAAUGGACAAGUGCAGAUAGUUCUAAGAUAAGGAAAGUUUACUCUUCUAAUAUACAAGAUAUACGACGAACUGAUUCUGAUGUUACAAUUUGUUUAACUCAAACAACUCAAGUCCGUGGUGAUGUAAAAGUUGAAUGCUAUAAUAAGCAUAAAAUGAAAAAAAAGGAAAAGCUUUUUCAUUUUUGGUUUAAUACAUUUUUUGUUCGCGAUCCUUUUGUUACUGAAAAUGGCAAUACUGAACAUAAAAAUUGUAGCCAACAUGAAAAAACAGCCCGUACAAAUAGUGUAGAUGAUACAUCAAAUCUUCGUUUACCAAACAAUAAAAUGCGAACGAAUUCUAUUGGCAAUGUGGAUGUUAGUGAUAAUCGCCUAUUAACACUUCAUAUGAACAAAUGGGAGUUAGAUGGCCAUAAAGACAAACAAAAUAAGUUAUUCAGUCCAGACUUUCAUGUUAGCCUGUUAUUUGAACGUUCUGAUGUUGCUGAACCUAUAGUUGGUGAACUAUCAGAAAGUGAGUCAAGCAGUUGUACUACAGCAGAAGAAGAUGACACAGGAUGUGAAGAAGAUGAUUGGGAAUCUGGCUUUUGUAAACCUGUCGCUUGAACACAAUGCACCUGACGUCAUUGAUGCAAAUGUGAUUGUGUUUCCGGUGGUUUUAGGCGAAUCGACGUAUCUAUAGAAUAUUGAAAAUGCUGCUAACAGAGGACGAACAACAAACAUAUUUUUGUACAUACAUUUUUUUUAUCAUUUUAUUAUUACUAUUAUUAUUAUUAUUAUUAUUAUUUGCAACUAA